Phytophthora sojae is the source of this 1485-nucleotide messenger RNA. RefSeq lists its product as hypothetical. Lineage: Eukaryota; Oomycota; Peronosporomycetes; Peronosporales; Peronosporaceae. The transcript has 3 exons. The record is from RefSeq and is a predicted model, not a curated record. Bases 1 to 1485 code for a protein of 494 amino acids.
AUGUUGAUUCUCCUCUAUUGCCUCACCAACUUUAACUUCCCUAGGGAUAAAUUCGCUAUCAAUCUCGAAGUUUUCCCACCUGGGUGGUUCGAACAGCAGGUCAGCGUCGUCGCUAACCCUGUACAGACUGCCGUCAUCCACAAGAGUCUGAAGUCGCUGCGGAUCACUUCAGUGUACGAAUUCUUCGCGCGCAUGGGCAUCCACGUUACGCUGUUUAUGCGUCUUCGUCAGCUCGUGAUACUGCUACAAGAGCCAAAGUGGCAAAGGAUCCGCGUCUACCCAACGUGUCAUCGCGCAGCAGCGUUUUUCUUCGUAGUAUUUGCCGGCUUGUUGUGCUUGUUCGUCGAAGAGAGUAUGCGAACGUCGACUCUGGCGUGUAAUCCGCACCCGGAGUGUGCCGUGAACGCUCAUCGAUGGACUCUCGUGGAGAAUAGAGAAGUAAUCUACUGCCCGUGCCUGAUGAUGAUCGACCGAGAUAUCGCCCCUAGGACGUACGCGGAGUGGGAAAUGCCCAAGAACCUGACAGAAAAAGUAGCGCAGUUAGCCUCAACUGGGGAUCUGCAGACACUGCACCUCACGAACCGAUACUUACCUGUUCUCCCUGAGGAACUUCGACGCUGCAAAGGGAUGAGCCAUCUGUACGUUGAAUUGUGGGGAUCAUCCAGGUUGGAAGUUGUAAAUGUAUUGAUCCAAUGUAUAUGCUGCAGAACACUGGAAUAUACUCACACGCAAACGCUGCCCGGCUGGAUCAAGGAGUUCACGAAUCUCGAGUAUUUCCACCUCGAGAGCAAAUUCUCCAGUCCUGUAUUCUCACUGCCCGACGACAUGUUCGACGACAUGUCUCUAACGUUCAUUCACUUCGCCGUGUUUCUUCCACUGAAGCGACUUCCGUCCUUCAACGGACUUGUAAAUCUCAAAUCCCUAACGCUGGCCGUCUUCCUCUCCCUCGAGGAGCUCCCGCAUCUCGACAGCCUCCACCGCCUCGAGAAGCUUCUGGUCACUUGCAUCCCGUCCCUCAACGCACUCCCAGACCUCGCUCCAGUCAAGAAUGUCAAGUCGCUGAUACUGACGGAUCGAGGCACGUGGUGCUGCAAUGGGUUCCUGGGCGAGUGCAACCUGGACCACCCCAUGUGUCAAGACCACCCGCUCUGGGGGACUCCAGCCGCUACGUGCCUGGCUUCAAGUGAGCCGAGAGCUACCCCCGAAACCCUCGCGCUCAUCGCAAAGUAUCCAGAGAACGUCUGCACUGGGUUGCUGCGCCCUGGAUCACUGGAAGGCCCACCCACCCAGGCGUCUAUGGACCCGGCAAGGGCACAUUGUACCGACAUGGAGUCGAUGUGCUACAACGCUCGGUACAUGGGCAUCUCGUGUGAUACGAACCCGUUCCCGAUCAAGAUGCGGCGCCUGCAGAUCGCUCGGGGUGUCGGAGAUCCGUGCGACCCGGAGUACGAAGCUUGGCUGGGCUGCAAGUUACGUGAACGAUAG